UUUCCGAAAAUCCUCCAGAGCUUCACCGUUUCCCCGCAGUCUAGUUCAGGCACCGUACUUCCCCACGAGAAUAAAAGACCUAUUUUCCUCAUGGUACCGAACUUGAACUUGUUCAUUGUUUUUCUACACCAAAAUGUCGCAGUAUGGCAUUCACGACGCGCCUGAAAAUGUUAUCGUCGCCGAUAACAAUGAAAUCUUGCGCAAGCUCAACGCCAAUACUAUCUCCGACGCCGCCAAGGCUGACGAGAUUGAGCACAAGAUGACCUUGCGAGAGGCGUUCAAGACACACAAGAAAGCCAUUUUUUGGUCCAUGGCUCUUUCUGGCGCGUUAAUAAUGGAAGGUUACGAUGUUGUCGUGAUUGGCUCGUUCUAUGGUCAACCCAAUUUCACCAAGCGUUUUGGUAUUGUCGCCCCCGGCACAGCGACUGGUUAUGCUAUUCCAGCAGCAUGGCAAAGCGGACUGAGUAAUGGUAGCUCAGCAGGUGGUAUCAUCGGGCUCUUGAUAAACGGCUGGGCAGCGGAUCGUUAUGGCCCUAAAAUUGUAAUGAUGACCUCUAUCGUCGCUCUGACCUGUUUUAUCUUCAUCCCUGUCUUCGCACAGUCCCUUACAACUCUUGUCAUCGGCGAAGUUUUGUGCGGUAUACCCUGGGGUGUUUUCCAAACGCUUACGACAGCCUAUGCGUCUGAGGUUUGCCCUAUUCAGCUUCGCGGGUAUCUUACUGCAUACGUCAAUCUCUGCUGGGGUGUCGGUAUCCUGCUUUCAUCUGGUGUGGUGACUGCUACUCUAAAUGUCGAUUCUGACUGGAGUUGGCGUCUACCCUUCGUGGUUCAAUGGGUCUGGGUUAUUCCCCUCUUCAUGAUCGUCUUCUUUUCACCUCCUUCUCCAUGGUGGCUCGUACGCCGCGGUCGCCUGGAUGAUGCAGAGAAGUCUGUCAGACGUCUUACCAAUCCAGAAUAUGUUUCAGACAAUGACAUUAAGAACACGGUUGCAAUGAUGGUGCACACCAACGAGCUCGAGACGCAAGCACAAGCAGGGACCACGUAUAUUCAGUGUUUCACCAAAACUGAUCGUCGUCGUACGGAAAUUGUCAUGAUGACCUUUGCGAUGCAGCUUUUGUCCGGCGAAAAUCUUAUUGGUCAAGGUGUCCAGUUCUUGCAAUCUGCGGGUGUUGGUACCCAACUUUCGUUCGACUUAAAUAUGGUCCUCAACUCCAUGUUCAUCAUUGGAACCAUAGUUUCCUGGGGUUUGCUCACCCACUUUGGUCGCCGGACAUUGUACACUGCCGGCAUGGGCUGCAUGGCUGUCGUGCUCUUCGUCAUUGGUGGUUUGGGCUUCAUCAGUUCCAAUAACGCUACAAUGACCGUCGGUGGUCUCCUCAUCGCUCUGAACUUCAUCUACAACUGUACGCUUGGUCCCCUCUGCUAUACCAUCAUCGGCGAAGUUUCCUCUACCCGACUGCGCCAAAAAUCCAUCGCGCUCUCGCGUAUUGCCUACCAGAUCAUGAACAUCAUCUGUGGUAUCAUUGUUCCGCGUAUGAUUAAUACGACUGCUUGGAACUGGGGAGCCAAAUCAGGUCUCUUCUGGGGCGGCAGUGCACUUCUGUCAACGCUAUACUGCUUGCUCAGACUUCCUGAAACCAAACAUCGUAGUUACGGUGAACUGGACCUGCUCUUUGAGAAUAAAGUUCCCGCAUGGCGUUUCAAAUCCACGAAGGUCGACCAAUUCGGUAUGCACCACGAUGAUACGAAAAAGCAUAUUGACUCGAAGGAGGAUAUCAAGCACCUUGAUUGAGUGAGGGGCUACAUGUAGUUUCUUUACUUCUCUACGAUUUUACGGGCAACUUAUGGGUAAUGAAUGUAGUGUAUUGUACAUAUUCUGAUAACGUGUAAAUGUAGGGCAAAAUCACUAACUAGCGAGAUUAAUCGCAAACACUUUCUGAACUUCCGAACUCAUGGUAUGACGUGC
Lentinula edodes (shiitake mushroom) is the source of this 1966-nucleotide messenger RNA. RefSeq names its product maltose permease. The transcript is spliced from 8 exons. NCBI's taxonomy places the organism in Eukaryota, Fungi, Basidiomycota, Agaricomycetes, Agaricales, Omphalotaceae. Gene Ontology annotation, biological process: carbohydrate transport; transmembrane transport. The record is from RefSeq and is a predicted model, not a curated record. Bases 134 to 1792 code for a protein of 552 amino acids. Gene Ontology annotation, molecular function: carbohydrate:proton symporter activity. Gene Ontology annotation, cellular component: membrane.